This is a messenger RNA of Fusarium oxysporum Fo47, 891 nucleotides long. RefSeq names its product thioredoxin-like protein. Gene Ontology annotation, biological process: glutathione metabolic process. The record is from RefSeq and is a predicted model, not a curated record. The transcript is spliced from 5 exons. Gene Ontology annotation, molecular function: glutathione peroxidase activity; glutathione transferase activity. Gene Ontology annotation, cellular component: mitochondrion; peroxisome. NCBI's taxonomy places the organism in Eukaryota, Fungi, Ascomycota, Sordariomycetes, Hypocreales, Nectriaceae. Bases 61 to 768 code for a protein of 235 amino acids.
CAAGUACACAUCUCGUCAUUUACUCAUCGAAUAACGUCAAAGAGAAACAUUGUGCUAAAAAUGGGUGGACGUAUCGACUGUUACCUAGACAUUGUGUCAUUCUACAGUUAUGUAGGAUAUGCGGACUUGAGACAGAACAUGAGCAAACUCGCUGCUCAUGGAGUGAAAGUGAAUUUCAUCCCUGUCUUUUUGGGCGGCAUUAUGCAGACAUCAGGAAACCGUCCUCCAUGGGUUCUCAAGGCCAAGGGGGAAUAUCUUGCUAGAGAUUCAUUCCGCGCUGCUGAGCGUCUUGGGGUUCCCUAUCAAGGCUCGCCACCCGAUAUCGUUGCCAUCGCAAAGACCGUGUCACCACUCCGCGCCUUACACUUUAUUAAGGAGAACUACCCAGAGUCAACUUAUCUCGCUGCAAUCAGAUUCCUCUUCCACAAGAUAUGGCUGCCUCCUCAUGUCAAUCUUGCCGAGGACGAGAAGCUCAUUGCAGCUCUCAAGGAAGCAACGGAUGAGCUUGAUGGAGGGUCUGGCAAGAAGCUGUUCUCUGAUGAAGAUGUUGAGAAGAUCAUGAAUGGAAGGGAGAGUAUGAAGGAGAGGGUCAAAGAUCUUACUGGUGAAGCGGUUCAGAAGGGCGCUUUUGGAGCUCCUUGGUUGAUUGUGACCCGCGAUGAUAGCAAGUCCGAGGCUUUCUUUGGAAGUGACAGAUUUAACCAUAUUUAUCGGUUUUUGGGAGUUCCUUUCAAGGAUGUUGAGAUUUUGCCUCCAUCAAAGUUGUGAGGGGAGUCUCACUCGAUAAGCUUGGUGGUUAACAGAAAGAAAUCAUAAGCCUAGAACUGGAUUUGUACCAACAAUGAAGACGGAAUUUAUUGCAGAUGAAAAGAAACGCGACCUAUUACUUCC